Molecule: messenger RNA, 2563 nt
Organism: Lingula anatina
Lineage: Eukaryota; Metazoa; Brachiopoda; Lingulata; Lingulida; Lingulidae
Product: 5'-AMP-activated protein kinase catalytic subunit alpha-2
Biological process (GO): intracellular signal transduction; protein phosphorylation
Cellular component (GO): cytoplasm
Molecular function (GO): ATP binding; protein serine/threonine kinase activity
Source: RefSeq, a predicted model, not a curated record
CAUCAUCAACUCCCGAAGCACGAAAUAAACAAGAAAAAUGGCGGACAAGAGUUCACCUCCUCCGCAAGUGAAGAUAGGGCAUUAUGUUUUGGGUGACACUCUGGGCAUUGGCACGUUUGGAAAAGUUAAAACUGGAACACACAUCAAGACUGGCCAUAAAGUUGCAGUGAAAAUCUUAAACAGACAAAAAAUUAAAAAUCUUGAUGUUGUUGGAAAAAUCAGAAGAGAAAUCCAAAACCUCAAACUGUUCAGACAUCCACAUAUUAUUAAACUAUACCAGGUGAUCAGCACUCCAACUGACAUUUUCAUGGUAAUGGAAUAUGUCUCUGGAGGAGAAUUGUUUGAAUACAUUGUCAAACAUGGCAAGCUGAAGGAAUCUGAAGCACGGAGGUUCUUCCAACAGAUUAUCUCAGGUGUUGAUUACUGCCACAGGCACAUGGUGGUACACAGAGAUUUAAAACCAGAAAAUCUUCUUUUGGAUUCCAGCCUCAAUGUUAAAAUUGCUGAUUUUGGUUUGUCCAAUAUGAUGACUGAUGGAGAAUUUCUUCGUACCAGUUGUGGGUCUCCAAAUUAUGCUGCUCCGGAAGUUAUUUCUGGAAAAUUGUAUGCAGGCCCUGAGGUGGACAUCUGGAGCUGUGGAGUCAUACUAUAUGCCUUACUUUGUGGAACUUUGCCAUUUGAUGAUGAGCAUGUACCAACUUUGUUUAGAAAAAUAAAAUCUGGCAUUUUCCCAAAACCUGACUAUUUGAAUAAGUCAGUAUUGGACUUGAUAGAGAAAAUGCUGCUUGUAGAUCCAAUGAAGCGAGCUACCAUAGCCACUAUUAGGGAGCACGAGUGGUUUAAGAUUGACCUGCCAUGUUAUCUAUUCCCUGAAACAAGUGGCCAUGAUUUGUCAGAUAUUGAUGAUGAAGCCAUCUUUGAAAUUUGUGAGAAAUUCCAAUGCACAGAAGCUGAAGUCAUAGCUGCCCUGGAAUCUGGAGACCCACAUGACCAGCUGGCCAUAGCUUAUCACCUUAUGGUGGACAACAAGAGGAUGGAAGAUCUCACUUCUCAGAUGGAGAUGAAGGAGUUCUACCUGGCAUCUAGUCCACCUACAGAGUCCUUCAUGGUGAAUGCCAGUCCUGUCAAACCGCACCCAGAGAGAAUGGCAGCCCCAACAAAUUUGACAGUUACAUUGGACCCCCAGGCAGAGACCAAGAAGGCUGCAGCCAUAGGCAAAAAAGCUAAGUGGCAUUUAGGUAUACGGUCACAGAGCAAGCCACAGGAUAUCAUGCAUGAAGUAUUUAGGGCAAUGAAGCAGUUGGAUUUUGAAUGGAAGAUAAUUAAUCCCUUCUAUAUUCGAGUUAGAAGAAAAAAUCCAGUGACAGGAAGAUAUGUGAAAAUGGCCUUGCAACUGUACCAAGUAGACCACAAGAGCUACCUGUUAGAUUUCAAAAGCCUCUCAAUAGAACAUGAAACAGCUGAUGUUUCUCCGACAAUUAAUCCACCAAACACAGGGGAAGGUAUGGUAACCCUUGAAGAUGAGUUUGGGCUUCCUAGCCCACGUGGUAUGGUUGAACGUAUGGACUCCGAAGAUGACCCAGUUUCAUCACCAUCAGGUCAAGUUCACCAGACUUUGGAAUUCUUUGAAAUGUGUGCAGCUUUAAUAACCACACUGGCUCGCUGAAAACUGGGCUUGCCAUGUGGUGAACUGUUUUUUUUUUUUCUUUUUUUUUUUUUUUGUACUACAGGUAUACUUAAUAUGUAUCUUUCCAUUUAAAGUAAACUCUACAUUUAAAGGAGUAUAGACGAAUUAACUGCCAAGAUGGAGGUCAAUACAGGUCAAGUGCUGAAGGAAGAAUUAGGAUUUCUGGACUAUUAUAAGUGAAACAAGGAAACGACUGAAUCCCUUAUAUGCCACAUAUUUCAUAAUGAUCAGUACACAGUAUAUGUCAUGACCCAUUUCUAAUUUUUUUGUGUGGAAGGUAAUAGAGAUCAAAAAGAGGAAAACACGUGGUUUCUUGUUGCGCUUGGCUUGCGGUAAUAUAUGUAUUCUUCCACAGGAGUGGAUAUUUGAGCCAGUUGAAGUCGGUAUUAAACUGUGUAUAUAUUUCGUUAAAAUAAUCCAGCUUUGAAAUUUUUUGAUGGCUGCAUGGACCAAGUCAUUUAGGAAAUUAUUCCAUAUUUUGUACACCAAAAUCUUCCAUAACAUAAAAAAAUAUAUUCAUUGCUUCAUAAUUUUGUUAGUGGUGCUGAAAAAUUAGAAUGAGUAUGGUCACUAACAAUGUACCUCCAAGUAAUUACUGGCAAUUUUCAUAGUGUACCAUGUCUCUAUAUAAUGUUGGAGUGGGACCUUGAUUUUUUGGGGAAAAGAAUGGCGCACAGCUAUGCCUGUCUUUAAUGGUGAUUUUGAAGAAGGUUUGUUGACAGAUGCAUUCAAGGACGUAUAUGUGUCAGCGGUUACGAGCCUGAGUAAUGGUUGCUGUUUUGAUUUAACAUACUACGCUGCAUGUUUUAGCAAGAAAACGACUGUAUCAAUUAUAAUAUCAAAAAAUAAAAGUGUGCAAUAUAAAGUUGUCAAUGG